Messenger RNA from Staurois parvus, 516 nucleotides. The record is from the annotation of a GenBank genome assembly. Lineage: Eukaryota; Metazoa; Chordata; Amphibia; Anura; Ranidae.
CGCAGCGCUUCUCGCGCAUGCGCAGUGGGCACCUGGCUAUCAAAGUCGGGUGCCCACAGUCUGCUCCCCCUCCCUCCCUAAAGGUCCGCAGUCUCUGUUCAUCCCCUGUACUGUCAGCAGUCUCUGGUCAACUCCUGUACUGUCCGCAGUCCCUCUGGUCAUCUCCUGUACUGUCCGCAGUCUCUGUUCAUUCCCUGUACUGUGCGCAGUCUCUGGUCAUUCCCUGUACUGUCCGCAGUCUCUGUUCAUCCCCUGCACUGUGUCCGCAGUCUCUGGUCAUCUCCUGUACUAUGUCCGCAGUCUCUGUUCAUCCCCUGUACUGUCCGAAGUCUCUGGUCAUCUCCUGUACUGUGUCCCCAGUCUCUGGUCAUCUCCUGUAAUGUGUCUGCAGUCUGUGGUCAUCUCUUGUACUAUGUCCGCAGUCUCUGGUCAUUCCUGUAAUGUGUCCGCAGUCUCUGGUCAUCUCCUGUACUAUGUCUGCAGUCUCUGGUCAUCCCCUGUACUAUGUCUGCAGUC